AUGGCCCCCACAUUGGCGAUUACAACAAACACCGAACCCUCCAAAGUCACUGACUUUGUCUUAAACAAAGGUUUUGGAGUAAAAGGUCUUUCAGAAUCUGGCCUCAGAAGCCUGCCCAAGGAAUAUAUCCAGCCCAUUGAGGAGAGAAUUAUCACUGUGAACGAAGUGGUACACGGAGAGUCCAUUCCCAUCAUUGACAUGUCAAAAUGGGAUGAUCCGAAAAUGGCAGAUUCGAUCUGCAACGCCGCAGAGAAAUGGGGUUUCUUCCAAAUAGUGAAUCAUGGGGUUCCCAUUGAAGUGCUGGAGAGUGUUCAGGAAGCUACUUGUCGCUUCUUUGGGUUGCCAGCUGAGGAAAAGAACACGCAUUCUAAGGAGAAUUCGGGUUCGAACAAUGUUCGAUACGGAACGAGCUUCACUCCUGAGGCGGAGAAAGCUUUGGAAUGGAAGGAUUAUCUUAGUCUCUUUUAUGUUUCGGACGAUGAGGCCUCUGCACUUUGGCCAGCUGCAUGCAGGGAUGAAGUGCUUGAGUACAUGAAGAAGACUGAAACAGUCAUAAAAAGACUGUUGCGAGUGCUGGUUAAAAGGCUGAAUGUAACUGAAAUAGACACAGAGAAAGAAAAUCUUUUAAUGGGAUCCAAGCGGAUUAAUCUUAACUACUAUCCGAUUUGCCCAAAUCCUGAACUGACAGUAGGAGUUGGCCGUCAUUCUGAUGUGUCAACUCUUACUAUCCUCCUUCAGGAUGAGAUUGGUGGUCUUUAUGUUAGAGUCGAAGAAAGUGACAAUUGGAUCCACGUCCGCCCUAUAAAAGGGUCCUUAGUUAUUAACAUUGGAGAUGCUCUACAAAUUAUGAGCAAUGGACGAUAUAAAAGUGUAGAGCACAGAGUCGCAGCUAAUGGAAAAAGUGACAGAAUUUCGGUCCCUAUAUUUGUCAAUCCAAGGCCAUCAGAUAUGAUCUCUCCUUUCCCAGAAGUGUUUGCUACUGCCCAAGGAACAGCCAUAUAUAAGCAAGUUUUGUACUCAGAUUAUGUCAAGCACUUUUUCAGGAAAGCUCAUGAUGGGAAACGCACAGUUGACUUUGCAAAAAUAUGA
Molecule: messenger RNA, 1089 nt
Organism: Morus notabilis
Lineage: Eukaryota; Viridiplantae; Streptophyta; Magnoliopsida; Rosales; Moraceae
Product: feruloyl CoA ortho-hydroxylase 1-like
Exons: 2
Coding region: 1-1089 (362 amino acids)
Source: RefSeq, a predicted model, not a curated record